This is a messenger RNA of Knipowitschia caucasica, 435 nucleotides long. The record is from the annotation of a GenBank genome assembly. NCBI's taxonomy places the organism in Eukaryota, Metazoa, Chordata, Actinopteri, Gobiiformes, Gobiidae.
AUGGGAAAUGCCUCUGAAACAUUUAUCCUCGUGUCCCGAAUAUCAAAAGACAAUGACUUCCUCAUGGGGACCAUUUACAUUGUUUUUGGCGUUCUGUCCAUGCUGGGGAACGGCACGCUGCUGUUUGUGGCUUAUAGAAAGAAGUCCACCCUGAAGCCGGCCGAGUUCUUCGUGGUGAAUCUGGCCAUCAGUGACCUGGGAAUGACCAUCACCCUGUUUCCUCUGGCCAUCCCCUCGGCCUUCGCCCACAUGUGGCUGUUCAACAGAAUCACCUGCACUAUCUAUGCCUUCUGUGGCGUUCUGUUUGGCCUCUGCAGUCUGACCAACCUCACGGUGCUGUCCAGUGUGUGCUGGCUCAAGGUCUGCUGCCCUAACUACGGUAAGAGCCCGCCCUCCUGCCUCCACAAACUCCUACUGAGAGGCGCUUGUAAAUAG